Molecule: messenger RNA, 1626 nt
Organism: Adelges cooleyi (spruce gall adelgid)
Lineage: Eukaryota; Metazoa; Arthropoda; Insecta; Hemiptera; Adelgidae
Gene: Rpn5
Product: 26S proteasome non-ATPase regulatory subunit 12
Exons: 8
Coding region: 147-1532 (461 amino acids)
Cellular component (GO): nuclear proteasome complex; proteasome regulatory particle, lid subcomplex; cytoplasm
Source: RefSeq, a predicted model, not a curated record
UAUUGAUAAUGAAUAAUAGCGAUUUCAAAUGUGCAACUUACUUUCUAAUGCCCUUACACGAGUAAAGUGAAUAGUCAUUGAGUUAUAGCAAUAUCAACUUUCAAACAAUAUUUACUAAGACUUUUAAAAACAUAAAAUAAAGCAAGAUGAUGGACAAUUUAGAACCUUUGACUACGGACGGUGGUCGUUUGGUAAAAAUGGAGGUCGAUUACAGUUCAACUUGCGAUGAAAAAAUUGCUGUUGCCGAAAGCCUAGCUGCCGGAGGAAAACUACAAGAAGCGUUGGACACUCUUCUUGUGUUAGAAAAACAGACUCGAACUGGGUCAGAUAUGGCGUCCACUAGCCGUGUUUUAGUUGCGAUUGUACAGCUAUGUUUUCGCGCUCAGCAAUGGUCUUUGUUAAACGAAAACAUUGUCAUGUUAACCAAAAGGAGGUCUCAACUAAAACUGGCUGUGGCUGCAAUGGUUAGAGAAUGUUGCACGUUUAUCGAUCAAACUCCAGACAAGGAAAGCAAAUUGAAAUUCAUUGAAACUCUUAGAAAUGUUACUGAAGGAAAGAUUUAUGUAGAGGUAGAAAGAGCUCGUCUUACCCAAAAGUUGGCACAAAUUAAAGAAGACGAAGGUGACGUUACCGGUGCCGCUAACAUCAUACAAGAACUACAAGUGGAAACUUACGGAUCUAUGAAAAAACAAGAGAAGGUCGAGCUUAUUCUUGAACAGAUGCGAUUAUGUUUAGCCAAGAAAGAUUACAUUCGUACACAAAUUAUUUCCAAAAAAAUCAAUACUAAAUUUUUCGAUGACGACAAAUCAGAAAUACAAGAGCUUAAAUUAAAAUACUACAAGUUAAUGAUAGAAUUAGGAGAACACGACGGUCAAUAUUUGGAUAUUUGUCGUCAUUAUAGAGCUAUUCAAGCUACUCCCACAAUUGAAGCAGAUGAAACAAAACGAAAUGCUGCUCUCCAAAAUGCUAUUUUAUACCUCAUAUUAGCUCCAUACGAUAAUCAUCAAUCUGAUUUAACACAUCGUAUUUUACAAGAUGAGGUUUUGUUGAAAAUCCCCAAGUAUAAAUGUUUCCUACAACUGUUUACCACAAUGGAAUUGAUUCAAUGGAAAGAAUUAUGCGAGGUUUAUGAAAAGGAAUUAAAAUCUGGAUCUUUAGCUACAGACGUGUUUGCAACGAACUCUGAUGAAGGCGUUAAACGUUGGACAGACCUCAAAAAUAGAGUUGCAGAGCACAAUGUACGUGUAAUGGCGAAAUACUAUUCGAGAAUUAGAGUAGUCAGGAUGGCUCAGUUAUUGGACAUGACUUUAGAGGAUACCGAACAGUUAUUGUCCAACAUGGUGGUUGAAAAGUCUGUAAAAUCCAAAAUUGAUCGGCCAUCCGGUGUUGUUGAAUUCUCAAUCGUUAAAUCGGCAAAUGAAGUUUUAAACGAAUGGUCUUUUGGUCUAAACGAUCUAAUGCGGCUGGUCAACAAUACUACUCAUCUUAUCAACAAGGAACAGAUGGUGCAUAAACAUUUGCUGUCUCACUAAUUACUUUUACUUAUUAUGUAGAACUCAAAACAAAAAUUUAAUAAAUUAUUUAUUUUGUAUUAUUAUCUUAAUAAAUAUUUCUACUCGUCCGUAA